AUGUUAAUACUAUCUCUGCUAAGUCUUAUUUCAUGCAAGACAAGUACUAAGCCCUCCUCAAACACCUCCGCCGUAUCUGCAGCACCCGUUGCAUCCAGACCCAGGUCGUAUGUCAAUCUUGAUGGUGUUAAAAUGGUAGGAUCCCAGCCACAUGCAAUGGUAAAUCAUACCGCUCAGCCAGGUGGCUCAUUCUACUUAAUGAAGACUAGGACUCCAGAUGACCAAUACAGCUGGUCACCUGUCAUCCAGUACCCAUCAGAGAGGACCAAUAUGUCCAACAGUAUGGAGCUAGUAUUCCCAGAGGGAUAUGAUAAGGAUGCACACUACUGUGUCAUGUAUAGGAAAGAUGGCCAGGAUAUCUACUCUAGACCAUUCGCCCUCGACCAGAAGUCACAAGCAUGGGUGCCUAGUAGAACGGCUGAGCAGGACAAUUCCAUUGCCCAGAAGCUACAUAGUGCAGAGAGCGAUAAGAAUACAACUUACACUAACAAGCCCGUUAAUAAGAACGAGAAGGGCACCAAAACCACUUCUGGAAAGAAGAGAAAGAACACCAACUCGGCCUCUGGAAUUUUCUGUUCCAUUUUUGCAUGCAUGGCAAUUGCAUCGGCUAUUUUGCUGUAA
Messenger RNA from Vittaforma corneae ATCC 50505, 621 nucleotides. RefSeq lists its product as uncharacterized. The record is from RefSeq and is a predicted model, not a curated record. The coding region runs from base 1 to 621 and encodes 206 amino acids. The transcript has a single exon. NCBI's taxonomy places the organism in Eukaryota, Fungi, Microsporidia, Nosematidae.